This is a messenger RNA of Condylura cristata (star-nosed mole), 2024 nucleotides long. RefSeq names its product adenomatous polyposis coli protein 2-like. The transcript has a single exon. Bases 1173 to 2024 code for a protein of 283 amino acids. The record is from RefSeq and is a predicted model, not a curated record. NCBI's taxonomy places the organism in Eukaryota, Metazoa, Chordata, Mammalia, Eulipotyphla, Talpidae.
GCUCAGGGCUCACACAUCGGGUCUGCGGGGAUCAGAUGACGUCGGGGUGCAAACAGUGAACCCCCAGAGCCAAGGGCAUUUUCGUCAGCCGAGGCCAGCUCGGCCGCGGCCCGCCCCAGAGCAGCCGGGGACACCCACCCCUCCAGAGGUUCUGCCGCGCGUGCAGCAGAAGCCAGUCACUGCAAACGCGCCCUGCUCGCCCAGAGGCGAAGGCCACGACGUCGCUGUGCCAAUGCGCGGCGGCCGGCCUGAGGACGAGUGAGGGCCGCACGCGGGUCCUCUGGCGGGAGCUGGGCGCUCCGCUUCCCUGCGCUGUGCAACCGGAGGCCGGCCGCCGCAGCACAGCACACACGCCCCGGGGGGUGGGGGUGACCUGGCCCCUGGGAGGGACACUGUCCCGGGCCCGGCGGGCGCACACACUGGGCCUCAGCACGUCCGAGUGUCCAGGCAGGUGGCCCGGGUUUGCCACUGAAGUUGCCGACUUCAGAAACCAGCCACGCGACGCCGCGGCCGAAGUCCCAGGCGGCAGUGAGGUCCCGCUGGUCCCAGAGUGGCCCGGGGGUGCCCCCAGGCCCCCGGAAGGGGGCGCUUAAGUAACUUUGAUGUGACAGGUAAACUCAGCAGAAACAGCAGCGGUGGUCACAGCCUUCCCGUCAGUUUUACACCAAUGAAACCGAAAACCUGCUUCGCGCGGCCUAUGACCAGCAGUGUCCAGUGAGAAGGCCCAGGCUGUGUCAGCGCGCGGGAGGGCGGGCGCAGACUCCCAGGCAGCCAGGCGCCCAGCGCUGUCCGCCCCACCUCAGCGCCGGGUUCUCAAGAGCAGUCGCCGCUCCUCACGGGACUUCUGAGCCCCAAAGGGAAAGGCCGUGCACACCAGGGCCGCUCCCCAGACACCCCGAGGCGCGCCCCGAAGGCGUCCGGGACACAGGAGCCGACUGGGCAGCACAGAGCCGCCUGCCUGCACGGCCUGGGAGGCGAGGGCCCUCCGGGAAGGUGCUCGCAGCACGCGGCGGGAGCGCAGGGCGGGGAGCUCAGAGCCGCGGGCAGCCCAAGUCUCCUCGGGAAAGCGGGCUCCCGGCGUGGGGACCUGCUUCACCCCCUCUGCCCCCGAGAGCCCCGCCGCGGUGCUCUGAGCAAGCUUGCCAACGGGACAGAGGUGCGGCUGCCCGGCGAUGGGGCCCCCAGAGGGCCGCGGAAGCCCAGAGCGCCGCAGGCCAAGCGAGGGGCCGCGGGAUGCCCCCUCCGUGCGGGAAGCGGCCACCGUCCAGCAGCAAGUGCGCCUCCCGGACGGGCCUCUGCGCCGCGCUCAGAUCUCCGGGAACCCCGAGUCAGGGUGCUGGCCACCCCCAGGCGUGCCUGCGGGUCGCCGGGGACGGAGUGUGGCUGUGAAACCCGGCUGCUGGGGGGACGGCGCUGGCGGGCAGCACCGCCUGGCGCCCCGCCCCCUGUGGACGCGGAGACACUCAAGUGGCUCCAGCUGGACAGGCUGCCGCGCUGACUGGCAGCCCCCAAAGGCGGACCCCGCAACCCCCAGCCGCACCCAGGUCCGGAGGGCCGCAGGCCACAAGCACACGCCGCGAGCCACAGCCCCCGGCACCCGGCCAGGAGACCCAAGCGCCACGUCCUGGAGGACCCCCAACACUGGCAAGGAGGCAGGCGGGAGCGGCCGAGGGCCGGGGAGGCCGUCGCCUGGAAACCAGGCCCGUGCCGCCUUUGGCCCCCAGAAGGCGCAGCCAGCCACCGAGGCCAACCUGCCCGUGGGUGCCGGCCACGGCCUACACGCAACGUCCAUGGGCGAGACAAUGGCCAGACCGUCCUGGGCGAGGCCCCUGAAUGUCUUCAGAGCCCCGGCACACAGAGCCCCCCCACCUGGGAUACGGGGGCUUCCUUUUCAGGGAGUCCCGGCUUUGAGAGGUCGGAAACAGGCGACAGGACUCGCAGUGGCCAGCGCACACGGACGGGGCUGUGGGGCGACAACACGCGGGGCCGGCCGAGGACACUUGGGACACGCCAUGCCUGGCUGA